Messenger RNA from Micropterus dolomieu (smallmouth bass), 1852 nucleotides. Its product is annotated as acid-sensing ion channel 1-like. Gene Ontology annotation, cellular component: membrane. NCBI's taxonomy places the organism in Eukaryota, Metazoa, Chordata, Actinopteri, Centrarchiformes, Centrarchidae. The transcript is spliced from 10 exons. Bases 1 to 1491 code for a protein of 496 amino acids. The record is from RefSeq and is a predicted model, not a curated record. Gene Ontology annotation, biological process: sodium ion transmembrane transport.
AUGGAUCUCAAAGUAGAUACCGAAGAAAUAGACGCAAAUCAACCUCCACCCAUAGAAGUUUUUGCGCACAGCUCGACGCUGCACGGGAUCUCUCACAUUUUCACGUACGAGCGGUUCUGCAUCAAGCGCUGUCUGUGGGUCGUGUUUUUCUUGGGCUCUCUGACCUUCUUGCUGUACGUGUGCGUGGACCGGAUCCACUUCUACCUCGAGUACCCGCACGUCACCAAACUGGAUGAGGUGACGACCCCGAUCAUGACGUUCCCCGCGGUCACCUUUUGCAACCUGAACGCGUUCCGCUUCAGCCGGGUGACGCGCAAUGACCUUUACCACGCAGGGGAGCUGCUAGCCCUGCUCAACCAGAGGUAUGAGAUCAGGGACAUACAUCUUGUGGAGGAAAGCGUUUUGGAGAGCCUAAAGGUAAAGGCAGAUUUCCAUAAUUUCAAGCCGCGACCCUUCAACAUGCGGGAAUUCUACGACCGCACCGGUCACGACAUCAACGACAUGCUGCUCUCCUGCCACUUUCACGGCACCGAGUGCAGAGCGGAGGACUUCAAAGUAGUCUUCACUCGCUACGGGAAGUGUUACACGUUUAACGCCGGUGAUGAUGGACGCCCUCCCCUCAUCACCACAAAGGGAGGUAUGGGUAAUGGACUGGAGGUCAUGCUGGACAUUCAGCAGGAUGAAUACCUGCCUAUCUGGGGAGAAACAGAUGAGACAUCAUUUGAAGCUGGGGUCAAAGUUCAGAUCCACAGUCAGGACGAGCCAUCCUUCAUUGACCAGCUCGGGUUCGGAGUGGCACCCGGGUUUCAGACGUUUGUUUCCUGUCAGGAACAGAGGCUGAUAUACCUUCCCCCACCCUGGGGAGACUGUAAGGUGACAGCCAUGGAUUCAGACUUCUUUGAUAGUUACAGCAUCACAGCCUGUCGCAUUGACUGUGAAACACGCUACCUGGUGGACAACUGCAACUGCCGCAUGGUGCACAUGCCUGGCGACGCACCCUACUGCACCCCCGAGCUGUACAAAGAAUGUGCUGACCCAGCCCUUGAUUUCCUGGUGGAGAGAGACAACGAUUUCUGUGUGUGUGAGACGCCAUGCAACAUGACCAGAUACAGCAAAGAGCUGUCCUUCGUCAAGAUCCCCAGCAAGGCCUCUGCUAAAUAUCUUGCAAAGAAAUACAACAAAUCUGAGCAGUAUAUUAAGCAAAAUCUCCUGGUUUUGGACAUAUUUUUUGAGGCUCUCAACUACGAAACUAUUGAACAGAAGAAGGCUUAUGAAGUGGCUGGACUUUUAGGUGAUAUUGGUGGUCAAAUGGGACUUUUUAUCGGGGCAAGCAUACUCACCAUUCUGGAGAUAUUUGACUACCUUUAUGAGGUGAUAAAGUACAAGCUGUGUGGCUGCUCUGAUAAGAAGCACAAGCACACACACAACAACGACCAGGGCACGGUCCUGAGCUUAGACGAUGUCAAGUGUCACGUCAGUAACUUUCACUAGGCUUCUGCAGCCGCGAAGAGGGAGCCGCCACACUAUCUUGUAGCUGAGCAGUUUUGUGGACUUUGUUCAUUGCAAGAGCAACAGGGAAAGUGUCUGAACUGUGCCGGUUUAAGGUUUGUGAGCUACAAAGUAGCUACAGGAGAAGCUACACAGACAGCAGGGCAGCAGAAACCAUUGAUCAACAUGUUUUGAUAAAUAAAAAAUGUCAGAAUAACUGCAUGGUCAUCUGUAAACAGCUUUUCAAGACAUAGUAACAGAUACAGUAAAUGGGGGCAUGAACUAAGCUAAGGUUCAAUAAAUCAGCAUUAGAAUUCCCAGCUAUGUGGUGGCUUUGUAAUCUGUUAUUGUGAACGAUUUUUUA